GGAGCACAAUAUGCAGAUAACUUCAUUCUUCAGACGUAUAAGAGGCCACAUCCUAUUCUGGGCUUCAUAAAGAGGAACCUUCAACAGCUCACAUACAGAGCUUCUGCCUCAGAGGACCACUCAUUGAAGCAUACAUUUAAAAAGGUCAUGCAAAGACAGUGGAGUGAUCAGAAGACGAUUAGUGGGAAGUGCCUAUUCUUCAUUUCACCAAAGAUGAACUUCAACCCAAUUCCCAAGACUGGCGACAUCGUGUGGAAGCUGUAGGAACUGUAAACUGGGCGCUAUCUAAUUUCCCUUGCCAUAGACAAUACAGGGAACUGGCGGAGGGAUAUAUAUAUAUUUUUUUGUGAACAGUUUUUCCUUGGGGUUUUGCCUGCUACACACGUUUUGUUAUAGUCACAGACAUGAUUUAACCAGUUUUAUAAACUUCAGAGUGUUUUCUAUCCACACAUACUAAUCAUAUGCAUAUACUAUAUUCCUGGCAUGAGUAGCAGGACGUUGAAAUUUUGCACACUUUUUUAUCAAAAAGUUGAAAAAAAUGACCCUAACCUCUAAGAGGUGCCUUUAAAUUACCUUUACUGUAAAUUAUCAACUCAACUAUCUUGCUAUGCAAUUGGGAAAAUGCAAUGUUAAUAAAAUGUUAGUGCUAUUACAGCGGCAUAAGUGUUAACAGUAAUAUUAACAAAACUAAAUAUAAGACUAAGUAUCUACGGGAAUAUCUAAACACUGCCUUGUUGAAUCGACUACAGCCAAGGUACUGGAAAAUAAUGUUAAUUUGUAUUCUGAUGAAAAUAUCCCAUUAAAGUUGGUAUGAUGUGUAUAUUUGAAACUUAUUUGUAUUUGAGCUCAAGCAGUAGAAAAUGUUAAGUGCUGGUACUCAGCUCUGGUGAGCUCCUACACAAGUCAAGCACUGUGAAUUUUGACAGUGAAACUACAUUUUACAUUUUGGAUAUACAGUGCCUCUAGAAAGUCUACAACCCCCUUGGAUUUAUUCAAAUUUUAUUGCAUUACAAAGUGGGAUUAAAAUGGAUUUGAUUGCCAUUUUUCUGUCAAUGAGCUACACUAAAUAUUCUGUAAUCACAAAGUGGAAAAAAGUCUAACAUUUUUUAAAGAUUCAUGAAAAUGUUAUAUCUAAAAUAUAGUAGUUUCAUAACAGGGGCUAGAUACAUAAAAUGCUUUUAUUUCUAAAUGGAAAAACAGAUACAGUGCAUUCAGAAAGUAUUCAGACCCCUUGACUCUUCCACAUUUUGUUACAUUACAUCCUUAUUCUAAAUUGAUAAAAACGUUUUUUACUGUGUGUAGAUUGAUGAGGGAAAAAACACAUUUAAUCAAUUUUAGAAUAAUACCCCAUAAUGACAAAGCAAAAACAGUUGUUUUUUGUGUGUGCAAAUGUAUUAAAAAUAAAUAAUGGAAAUAUCACAGUAUAUACGUAUUCAGACCGUUUAAACUGCCGCCUCAAGUCUUCUUGGGUAUGACGCUACAAGUUUGGCACAUCUGUAUUUGGGGAGUUUCUCCCAUUCUCUGCAGAUCCUCUCAAGCUCUGUCAGGUUGGAUGGGGAGUGUCGCUGCACAGGUAUUCUCAGGUCUCUCCAGAGAUGUAAGAAAGGGUUCAAGUCCAGGCUCUGGCUGGGCCACUCAAGGACAUUCAGAGACUUGUGCCGAAGCCACUCCUGCGUUGUUUUGGCUGUGUGUUUAGGGCCGUUGUCCUGUUGGAAGGUGAACCUUCGGCCCUGUCUGAGGUUCUGAGCGCUCUUGAGCAGGUUUUCAUCAAGGACCUGUCUGUACUUUGCUCCGUUCAUUUUCCCCUCGAUUCUGUCUCCCAGUCCCUGCCGCUGAAAAACAUCCCCACAGCAUGAUGCUGCCACCACCAUGCUUCACAGUAGGUAUGGUGCUAGGUUUCCUCCAGACGUGACGCUUGACAUUCAGGCCAAAGAGUUCAAUCUUGCUUUCAUCAGACCAGAGAUUCUGAGAGUCCUUUAGGUGCCUUUUGGUCAAACUCCAAGCAGGCUGUCAUGUGCCUUUUACUUUUGACCAUCGGGUUCUUGGUCACCUCCCUGACCAAGGCCCUUCUCCCCCGAUUGCUCAGUUUGGCCAGGUGGCCAGCUCUAGGAAGGGUCUUGGUGGUUCCAAACUUAUGUAAUUGAAGAAUGAUGGAGACCACAGUGUUCUUGAGGACCUUCAAUGCUGCAGAAAUGUCUUGGUACUCUUCACUUAAAUCUGUGCCUCAACACAAUCCUGUCUCGGAGCUCUACGGACAAUUACUUUGACAUCAUGGCUUGGUUAUUGCUCUGACAUGCACUGUCAACUGUGGUACCUUAUAUAGACAGGUGUGUGCCUUUCCAAAUCAUGGUCAAUCAAUUGAAUUUACCACAAGUGGAAUCCAAUCAAGUUGUGGAAACAUCUCAAGGAUGAUCAUUGGAAACAGAUUGCAUCUGAGCUCAAUUUCGAGUCUCAUAGCAAAGGGUCUGAAUGCUUAAGUAAAUAAGGUAUUUCUGUUUUUUAUAUUUAAUACAUUUUCGCCUUGUCAUUGUGUGGUAUUGUGUGUAGAUUGAUGAGGAUAUUUUUGUAUUUGAUCCAUUUUAGAAUAAGGCUGUAAUGUAACAAAAUGUGGAAAAAGUGAAGUGGUCUGAAUACUUUCUGAAUGCACUGAAUUUAUCAUGAUGUCUGUAUGUGCUGUUCAAGGAGUAACAUCUGAUUGGUUGAUUGGUUUGUUCAUUUACACUAGUUCAACUAAUCUGCCAUUAGUGAAAGGUUGCCAAUCUAAUUGUUUCUGAAAAUAAUCCCUUUCUGAUAUCUGUAUUUAAAUAUGUUAUUUUAUUUGAAGUAGUCCCUUAUUGCUGUCUGUAUUACAAUGCAGUAUUAGUAAUCACCCCAAAUGAUAGUCAACUUUUGUAGUUCCACAAAUAAUAUUUGGAACCAUAGUUAUCCAAAAUGUGCUCACAACAAUACUUCCUCAUGUUGUACAGUAAAUAACAAACCACAGCAGUGAUGCAGGUGUUUUCUUGCGAACAUAUCCGAAAAGGAAGAUGGGUCUCUAAUGAAAUAUUCAACAUGGUGGAGGAAUGUUGGUGACCUGCAACACAACACACGUCCCACAGGGAAACUACUGGGGUAGAUUGCUGAGAACAUCAACAGAUAUGUAUUUUUUAGACAGGCCUAAUCUCAUCUCCGUCUUUAGAGGCAUUAGGAAAAACCUUCAUCUGAAUUAUUUUGUUUCACUAAGAAACAAGGAAAUAGUGAAUGCGUUGAUCGAUAUCUUCAUCAAAUGUAGUAUGCUAUUCUAAGCUCUAGUAUAUUCUCUAUCAACAUUCAAGUAUCAAUGAAGUAUGGUUGGAUUUAUCAAAUGUCAAUAGCCAGUAAUGAAAUGAGAAUCCAUUCUCGGUAACAGGACAGUGCAUUAAAAUAUUACUAUUUACAAUUAUUUAGCAAAUUAAGAAGAUUUAUGAAAUGGAGAUGUAUUGCACAUAUCAUUUGAUUUGAAAUAGAUCCUUUCCUCCUCUGAGUCUUGUGCUUUCAUACAGUAGGUCUGUCUGAGACAUCAUGGAGGGUAACAACAGACAACAGAGAGAAAGAUCACGAGAAAGAUCCCCAGAGACGUCUCCUAUGAUGGUUCCGGUAACCCAGCCACGCUCCUCAAUGUUCUCCUGCUGUUUGGGGAUGGCAUCUGAUGAACCUGUAGGCGUCCCAGCUAGUAAUUUAACACAAGACUCUAUUAUGAAGCAGCCCACCAGACAGUCUUAUGUCGACAACCCAGACACCAGCGAACGCAUAAUACGAUUGGAGAAUACUGAGCUGCAAAUGUUGCCCACUGGUGCCAAGAGGUCGAUCAACACCCCACAACCAGGGCAGCCAGAGCCUUCUAAUAAGAUGAAGAAUAAAAGAGGGGACCAAGAUGGAAGGAACGAGCUCAACCAGGGGUCCAGUCAGAAGCAGAACCAGGAUCAAAAGAUCAAGUUUCUGAUCAAUGUGCCCAUGUGGGUCCCACUACCUGACAACAACCGAUCACUGGACCAAAUCCAGUCACAGGUUCAAAGGUUACUGAAGUUGUUGAAGGAUACAGGAUUUAAGGAGGAAGAUGAGGAGCACCUGAAAGAUGUGGCCAUCAUCAUUGGCCUAAAUGGCAAAGAUUCUCCUGAGCUCAGGGAGCAGCUGACAAUGCUGAUGAACAUGAAGGAGAAUACGGUAUUGAAGUUUAAAAAGAUUUCAUUUACCUGGGGACCCAAUGGUGACAUUAAAUAUGUAGACAGUAUAAAUCAAAUAAAAGGUAUACCAUAUACGGAUAUCAGAGAAUAUCUAAAAGAUCACGAAGAAACUAAACAGCUUGUUAGAGAGUUGAGAGGAGAGGAUCCUGACGCUCUGAUCUAUUUCAGUUUUAUUGACGCUGAUACUGUAAGCUUUUUAACCAAGUGUACAGCUCUUAUUUAGAGAUAGUUAGAAAGCACUCUAACACUCACUCUGGCAUCCCACCAACGGUGAUGUCAACAGGCUAUGAGUUUCCGGACGGGGCUUUAAAGAGGUCAAGCCAGGUUGACAGAGCGAUUCGAGUUGAGACAGCAAAACACUUUCCUCUAGGCACAUACUAUCCAGAGCCCAACUUCUGUGUUUUACUCCUAAAGGGGGAGGACACACUAACAGAGAGCUUUCUUGGAAAAGGCAAAACAAUGGAGUCGCCAAAAUGUAUCAAAAAAGUUAAGGAGCGUGAACAAUUCACAGCAGUCUUUACCGCUGACAAUCCCAUAAUUACCUCUGUUCCAGCAAGGAGUAAAAUAAAUAAGGAUGGCCUGACAACUGCUCAAUCACAUUUUAAUCCUAGAGUUUGGGCAACAAGUGCAUACAUCAAUGGUGAGAUAAAGAGUGAACUAAAGGGCCAAGGAAGUUUUGGUAAAACAAGACGAUUAUUGAUGGAACUGUUGACUUGUCCAGAUGAGAAAUUUGAGGACAAGUGUAAAGAACUUCCUGUGGUAAAUAAUGAUGCAUUUCUGAGCCUGUGUAAGGCAGCUGGUGAGGUCCGAAAAUACAGAAAGAAAGUGAGGGGGUCUGAGAACCAACAGGAUAAGAGGAGUCCAGCAGAGAGCAGAGCAAAACAACCAGAGAUGUAACGCAUACCAAUUCAUGGCACUUCUAAAGCCUAGACUUAUGUUGACAUAAAAAUCUGUAGCCUUACUUUUGUUAUGACUUUUAUUUUGCCGUAAUGUAUUGAGACACUGUUUGUACCCUGGGGACUUUUAUUUUGAAAGCGAUAAUAUUCCCAGAGGCACCUUUGAGAGAGUGUGGAGAAAAAGACAGAGUGGAUGUUGAUGACUGCUUGGCUGUAUGUCUUGGACCAGAGUAAUUCAACUACACCUAACAGUUUUCCAUUGUAGCCCGCGUGUUAUUUUUACUGCCAAUCCACAAGUCCUCUGUUGGAGGUAGUGUUUAAUACCUACAAGCAGAAAUAAGGGUUAUACAAAUCUAUCCAAUCCACAAGUCCUCUGUUGGAGGUAGUGUUUAAUACCUACAAGCAGAAAUAAGGGUUAUACAAAUCUAUCCAAUCCACAAGUCCUCUGUUGGAGGUAGUGUUUAAUACCUACAAGUAGAAAUAAGAGUUAUACAAAUCUAUCCAAUCCACAAGUCCUCUGUUGGAGGUAGUGUUUAAUACCUACAAGCAGAAAUAAGAGUUAUACAAAUCUAUCCAAUCCACAAGUUCUCUGUUGGAGGUAGUGUUUAAUACCUACAAGUAGAAAUAAGGGUUAUACAAAUCUAUCCAAUCCACAAGUCCUCUGUUGGAGGUAGUGUUUAAUACCUACAAGCAGAAAUAAGAGUUAUACAAAUCUAUCCAAUCCACAAGUCCUCUGUUGGAGGUAGUGUUUAAUACCUACAAGUAGAAAUAAGGGUUAUACAAAUCUAUCCAAUCCACAAGUCCUCUGUUGGAGGUAGUGUUUAAUACCUACAAGUAGAAAUAAGAGUUAUACAAAUCUAUCCAAUCCACAAGUCCUCUGUUGGAGGUAGUGUUUAAUACCUACAAGUAGAAAUAAGAGUUAUACAAAUCUAUCCAAUCCACAAGUCCUCUGUUGGAGGUAGUGUUUAAUACCUACAAGUAGAAAUAAGAGUUAUACAAAUCUAUCCAAUCCACAAGUUCUCUGUUGGAGGUAGUGUUUAAUACCUACAAGUAGAAAUACGAGUUAUACAAAUCUAUCCAAUCCAGAAUGAGAAUGUCAUGUCCAAACAAGACAUAAACUCAAAUGUUGCUAAAUAACCUGGAUGAAUCUCUAGUCGUACACAACUAUGGGUGUAACCAUUUGUGCCAGAAUACUGACCAGACAUCAGCUUUAAUGGUGUAGAGGUGAGGAUACAGUAUAAAACAAUUAGGAAUUGACGGGUAUAAUAAGUUAUUCACGAAACAAAGGUUAAAUCACUUACAGUUACAAUAAGUGCCAUGUAAUUUCAAUGACCACAGUCAGGACAUCUGUUUAAUGUCCCAUCUGAAAGGCUGCACCUAACGCAGUGCAAUGUCCCCGUCACUGCCCCUGGGCAUUGGGAACUCCUUAGACCAUAGGGAAGAGUGCCCCCUACUGGCCCUCCAACACCACAUCCAGCCAACUGUAUACAUAUUUGUUGUGUCCUAUAUAAUUGCUCCAUUCAACACAUAGCACUAAAGAGCUGCGCUACAGUGUGAUUGAAAUGUACAUUUCUAAUUGAGUCGAUAUAUGCAGCCUUUACCGUGAACGCAGUCUCCACAAACAUGGGAACAUGGCUGUUUUCCAUUUGAACAUGCAUGUAGGGUAGAUAGGGUUUGAUGGAGGAGUAGAGAAAAUUGUCUGACUGUGACUGCAUGACUGCUCUUCAGGCUGUGAUGAGAUUCAUAUGUACUUUAUCACUGAAUACUUUGUUGUGAACCUUUUCAUUUUAAUCAUAAGUAAUAUUAAUAAAGAGUUGUUGAUAUAAUACAGUGAUAUAUAGCAUGAAUAGAAAACACCUUUUAGUUUGAACUAAUCAUAAUGCCAGAACUAACCAUUUUAUAAAACUAUAGAAAGAUAUGCUAUGUAAUGGUAACACUUGUGGUUAAGUAACAAUAUGUACCUACACUGUCAUUUUAUAACCAUCACAUGUAUGUUCUAACUAUCAUUAUAACCAUCACAUGUAUGUUCUAUCAUUAUAACCAUCACAUGUAUGUUCUAUCAUUAUAACCAUCACAUGUAUGUUCUAUCAUUAUAACCAUCACAUGUAUGUUCUAUCAUUAUAACCAUCACAUGUAUGUUCUAUCAUUAUAACCAUCACAUGUAUGUUCCUACUAUCAUUAUAACCAUCACAUGUAUGUUCCUACUAUCAUUAUAACCAUCACAUGUAUGUUCCUACUAUCAUUAUAACCAUCACAUGUAUGUUCUAUCAUUAUAACCAUCACAUGUAUGUUCCUACUAUCAUUAUAACCAUCACAUGUAUGUUCCUACUAUCAUUAUAACCAUCACAUGUAUGUUCCUACUAUCAUUAUAACCAUCACAUGUAUGUUCCUACUAUCAUUAUAACCAUCACAUGUAUGUUCUAUCAUUAUAACCAUCACAUGUAUGUUCUAACUAUCAUUAUAACCAUCACAUGUAUGUUCUAUCAUUAUAACCAUCACAUGUAUGUUCCUACUAUCAUUAUAACCAUCACAUGUAUGUUCUAUCAUUAUAACCAUCACAUGUAUGUUCUAUCAUUAUAACCAUCACAUGUAUGUUCUAUCAUUAUAACCAUCACAUGUAUGUUCUAUCAUUAUAACCAUCACAUGUAUGUUCUAACUAUCAUUAUAACCAUCACAUGUAUGUUCUAUCAUUAUAACCAUCACAUGUAUAUUCUAUCAUUAUAACCAUCACAUGUAUGUUCUAACUAUCAUUAUAACCAUCACAUAUUAUGAUCAGUAAUCACAUAAUUAAGUUUUGACAUUUGAUUUGAUGAUUUCACUAUAUGUGUCUGUCAGUUUUUGCCUGCCUCAUAAUAAACAGAUGGUAAAUCCAA
Molecule: messenger RNA, 7971 nt
Organism: Oncorhynchus nerka (sockeye salmon)
Lineage: Eukaryota; Metazoa; Chordata; Actinopteri; Salmoniformes; Salmonidae
Exons: 5
Coding region: 3541-4425 (294 amino acids)
Source: RefSeq, a predicted model, not a curated record